Messenger RNA from Aspergillus tanneri, 363 nucleotides. RefSeq names its product FKBP-type peptidyl-prolyl cis-trans isomerase (gene FPR1B). Bases 1 to 363 code for a protein of 120 amino acids. Gene Ontology annotation, molecular function: peptidyl-prolyl cis-trans isomerase activity. The record is from RefSeq and is a predicted model, not a curated record. The transcript is spliced from 6 exons. Lineage: Eukaryota; Fungi; Ascomycota; Eurotiomycetes; Eurotiales; Aspergillaceae.
AUGGGCGUCACCAAGACAACCCUCAAGGAGGGUAACAAGACCGAUUACCCCAAGAAAGAAGAUGAAGUUGAAAUCAUGUACCGGGGAUGUCUGUAUGACGAGUCGAAGUCUGCCGAGCACUACAUGGGAAAGCAGUUCGAUAGCUCUGCCGAUCGGGGACCGUUGAAGGUUGCAAUUGGUACUGGACGUGUCAUUCAAGGAUGGGAUGAGGGUGUCCCUCAGAUGAGUCUGGGAGAGAAGGCCGUCUUGACUAUCAGUGGGGAUUAUGCAUAUGGUCCUCGAGGAUUCCCGGGUCUGAUCCCCCCUAACGCUGCGCUUGUUUUCGAGGUGGAACUGAUUUCCAUCAACGGGAGGAAGGCUUAG